Messenger RNA from Didymosphaeria variabile, 1104 nucleotides. RefSeq lists its product as uncharacterized. NCBI's taxonomy places the organism in Eukaryota, Fungi, Ascomycota, Dothideomycetes, Pleosporales, Didymosphaeriaceae. The record is from RefSeq and is a predicted model, not a curated record. The coding region runs from base 1 to 1104 and encodes 367 amino acids. The transcript is spliced from 2 exons.
AUGACAAUAUACGAUAGUGAGGCUUGGGAUAAGUCAGUGUUGCCUAAGUAUCUCCCCGCUCCUCAAAACACCUCAAAGUUCGAUUAUGGAUUUCCUGAGGACCCGCAAGACACGUGGACAUCGCUCCAAGCCGGCAUCACAUUUUUUCGAUGGAACUUGGCGCGGAAUCUCCUACUGGUUCCCUCUGAGGAAAGGCAUGAAUCUAUUGUCACGUCGGAGAGCACGAUAGAAGCUGGACACUGUAUGUUCUAUCUCGAAAUGCAGACCAUCAGUGCUCAAGUGCACAAUGGUGUCUACCAGGAAAGCGUACUUGGGUCUACAACUAAGAUCGAUCCUGUCGGGAACGUGGACCUACAGCACCUCGGGCUGGAUGGAAUUGCCGAAUUUGAAACGGGCAAUAUAAUAUAUACGUACCUGCCUUCCUGUCAGCUUCUAUCGAACCCCACUCAGUGUGAGCACAGCAACGAUGACAAGCCGGUAUACAUUACAAUCCCUCGGCAGCGGUACUUAAGCAUCAUAAAAGCACUUCGUAAGAGCUUACCCAUGGCCAAUGUCACGUCAUGGGAAAUUGGUCUAAUCGCCGAUGGGUUUCACAAUGCAGAAGCAGCAGUAUCCCUCUACAUGUCUCCAAACAUAACGAAAACGAUGCAAACAAUUGCGCAUUACGUCACGGUUGCACUGCGCGCAAACGAUACCAUUCUAGAGCGACAGAAACAUCCAGACAACAACACGGGAAUAUCUACCGACUACGUUGCCCCAUCGCAUCGCGUGGCCGGCACUGUAUACGUGCAGACCGUGCUCUUACAUGUUCGAUGGGGAUGGCUAGCUUUCCCGGUAGCAUUGACAUUGGUUGUAGCGGGGCUACUCUUCGAAACCAUCAGAACAAGUCGAUCUCAAGCUAUCGGGGUGUGGAAAGAUAAUGCACUGGCAAUUCUAUUGAAUACUCAGUGGAAGCCUGAGACGGAAAUAAUGGGUGCGGCAACGAGUAAGGAACUAGGAAUGAUAGCGCAGGGGCUGGAAGCAAAUAUCGUUCAAGGAGAGGGCGUAUCGAGCGCUAGACGAUCCGUGGUCAUACGGAACAGGCGUGUGGUAGAAGGGGAGUGA